Messenger RNA from Meloidogyne enterolobii, 1730 nucleotides. The record is from the annotation of a GenBank genome assembly. NCBI's taxonomy places the organism in Eukaryota, Metazoa, Nematoda, Chromadorea, Rhabditida, Meloidogynidae.
UUAUUUUAAAAAUGAAUUCUUUAUUUAAAAAACAACAGAAGAACUUUAUUACAUUUUUAAUCAAUUAUUGUCAAAAUAGAGGGAAACUUCGGAAUUACAAAAAUCAAUCUUAUUCUACUCGAAUAACAAAUAAAAAUACUUCAAAUUUUGAUUAUUUCAACAUAAAAUAUCAUCAAAGGUCAAAAUUUAAUAAUUACUAUUUUGUAUUUGCUGCUUUUGGAGGAGGAAUUUUUGGAAUAUUUAAUUUUAAUGAUUAUUUUCUCUUCAAAAAGUGUCUUUUGAAAGAAAAUUUAAAAGAAAAUCUUAAACCUCCAGAAAGGAGAGAUUUGCCAAUAUUUACUUUUGAGGAGGUUAAACAACACGGAAAAGAUGCUAAUCGAAUUUGGGUUACUUACAAACAAGGUGUUUAUGACAUUACUGACUUUAUCCAGUCCCAUCCUGGAGGGGAUAAAAUACUUUUGGCUGCAGGAAAUUCAAUUGAGCCUUAUUGGCUAAUUUAUGCCCAACACAAAACUGAGGAAGUUUUGGAAUUACUUGAAGAAUUGAGGAUUGGGAGUUUAUCUAAAGAUGAAUUGAAGGAUUCUGAAUUGGGAAAACCUUUACCCAAUGAUCCUUUUGGAAUUGACCCUCCACGACAUCCAGCACUCUUAAUUAAUUCUCAAAAACCUUUCAAUGCAGAAAUUCCAUCUCAAUUGCUUGUUGACAAUUUUAAGACUCCGAAUGAUCUUUUCUUUGUUCGUAAUCAUAUGCCUGUUCCUAAUUUGGAUGAAAAAAAACAUUUUUUAGAAGUUAAUGGCCUUGGAAUUAAAAGAGGAAUUAAUUUAUCUGUUAAUGAUUUGAAAAAUAAAUAUGAGCCAGUUAAAAUAACAUCAACAAUUCAAUGUGCAGGGAAUCGACGUAAUGAUAUGAAUGAAUUUAAAAAAGUUCAAGGAUUGAUGUGGACAGGAACGGCAAUUUCAAAUGCUGAAUGGACUGGUUGUCGAUUGAGGGAUGUUUUAAUUAGUGCUGGAAUUAACCCAAACAAUAAAGAAAUAAAACAUGUUCAAUUUGAGGGUGCUGAUAUGGACAUGACUGGCAAUAAAUAUGGAGCGUCUAUUCCUUUUGAUAAAGCAAUGAGUCCAGAAGUAUUAAUUGCUUACGAAAUGAACGGUGAACCGCUACCUCGUGAUCAUGGAUAUCCUCUUAGAAUAAUUGCCCCUGGAAUUGUUGGUGCCCGUCAAGUCAAAUGGUUAACUUGUAUCAAAACAAGUGAGGAAGAGAGUACAAGUCAUUGGCAAAGGAAAGAUUAUAAAGCAAUGCCUUCGAAUAUAAAUAUUGGCGAUCCUUUACCUUUUGAUUCUGAAUAUCCUGUUCAAAGUGCUAUUUGUGUUCCUACUCCAAAUACAAAAAUUUCUAAAGAAACCGAAAAUAUUGUGGUUGAAGGGUAUGCAUGGAGUGGAGGAGGAAGAGGAAUUAUUAGAGUUGAAGUAUCAGCUGAUGGUGGAAAAAACUGGAAAUGUGCUGAAUUGAAACAAGCUGAAGGUCAAGAUUUUGAACAUAUGUGGGCUUGGACGCUUUGGAGAUUGGAAAUGCCAAUUCCAGAGAAAGCAAAAGAGAAUGGACAUUUUGAAUUAAUUUGUAAAGCAACAGAUAGAGGUUACAACACACAACCAGAAGAUGCUUGUGGAAUUUGGAAUGUACGUGGACUUUUACAUAAUGCUUGGCAUAGAGUUGAUAUCACAAUUUUUUAA